UUUAAAAAUGAAGAGUGGAAAUGGAGUCUCCGGGACCGGAAAAUUUCUCAGGUGGUCAGAAAAAGGUAUUCGAUGAACUUGUUCAAGGCCGUGAAUUGGCAGCUCAACUUCAAUUUCUCCUCCGUGACUCUACCGGAGAUCAUGGGUCGGUUACUGCAGAGGAUUUGGUUCCAAGAAUCAUGAAAUCGUUCAACCAGGCUAUUGCGGCACUGAGUUCCGGCGAGUUAGGUGAGGUUUCUGGAGAUCCGGCAACUUUGGAAUCUGAUUUGCCUUGUUAUGAUAGACAGAGGAGUGAAGAUUCCGGCGAGAAAAGGAAAAAACCGGCUUCCAUUGAUCAUCGGAGAGGAGGAUAUAAGAGAAGAAAGAUGUUAGAGACAUCGAUCAGAACUACUUCCACACCCAUAGAAGAUGGUUAUUCCUGGAGAAAGUAUGGUCAGAAAGAGAUCCUCAAUGCCAAAUAUCCAAGGAGCUACUUCAGGUGCACACACAGGCAUGAUCAAGGAUGUCUAGCAACAAAACAAGUUCAAAAAACAGAAGAAGAGACACCCAUGUAUCGCACCACUUAUAUAGGCCAACACACAUGUAGAGAUGUGCUCAAGGCUCCUCAAUUUGUCAUGGAUGGUAUUCCCAGAGACGCUUUUCUAUUCAGCUUUGAUUCUUCAAACAUAACUACAACCAAACAAGACCUUACUCAUGGUUUCUCACCUCUCCCUUCCAUCAAAGCUGAAUACAAUCCAGAGGAAGCAACAACCCCUCUCACUGCUACUACUACUACUACUAUUGAUCAUCAUUAUCCAACGGCUCAUGACAAUCAAUCCUCAUCUGAUGAGUAUUUCCUAUUGCCUGAUCUAAAGCCAUUGGAUUCAUCAAUCUUGCCUUCUACUCCUGGAUCUGAUUAUGGAGAUGUUUCUGGUGUUUAUUCUUGUACCACCAGUUCUCACAGUAGUUUUGACAUGGAUAUCAACUCUAUUUUGGGUUGUGUUGAUUUUGAUGAUGUAUUCAACUUUGAUAAUGAUGGAGUUUUGCUUGAGGUUUAG
This is a messenger RNA of Telopea speciosissima, 1037 nucleotides long. RefSeq names its product probable WRKY transcription factor 70. The record is from RefSeq and is a predicted model, not a curated record. NCBI's taxonomy places the organism in Eukaryota, Viridiplantae, Streptophyta, Magnoliopsida, Proteales, Proteaceae. Gene Ontology annotation, biological process: regulation of DNA-templated transcription. Gene Ontology annotation, molecular function: DNA-binding transcription factor activity; sequence-specific DNA binding. The transcript has 4 exons. The coding region runs from base 21 to 1037 and encodes 338 amino acids.